Dipodomys spectabilis (banner-tailed kangaroo rat) is the source of this 357-nucleotide messenger RNA. RefSeq names its product elongin-B-like. Gene Ontology annotation, cellular component: VCB complex; elongin complex. Lineage: Eukaryota; Metazoa; Chordata; Mammalia; Rodentia; Heteromyidae. The record is from RefSeq and is a predicted model, not a curated record. The transcript has a single exon. Gene Ontology annotation, biological process: transcription elongation by RNA polymerase II. Bases 1 to 357 code for a protein of 118 amino acids. Gene Ontology annotation, molecular function: protein binding.
AUGGACGUGUUCCUCAUGAUCCGGCGCCACAAGACCACCAUCUUCACGGUCGCCAAGGAGUCGAGCACCGUGUUCGAGCUGAAGCGCAUCGUGGAGGGCAUCCUCCAGCGGCCACCAGACAAGCUGCGUCUCUACAAGGACGACCAGCUUCUAGACGACGAGAAAACGCUGAGGGAGUGUGGCUUCACCAGUCAGACGGCGCGGCCGCAUGUCCCGGCCACCGUGGGCCUAGCCUUCCUGGAAGAUGAAACGGUUGAGGCCCUGCACAUCGAGCCCUUCUCCAGCCCACCGGAGCUUCCAGAUGUGAUGAAGCCAAAGGACUCCGGAGGCAGCGCCAGCGGCCAGGCUGCGCCCUGA